Cottoperca gobio is the source of this 1402-nucleotide messenger RNA. RefSeq lists its product as uncharacterized. NCBI's taxonomy places the organism in Eukaryota, Metazoa, Chordata, Actinopteri, Perciformes, Bovichtidae. Bases 315 to 917 code for a protein of 200 amino acids. The record is from RefSeq and is a predicted model, not a curated record. The transcript has 4 exons. Gene Ontology annotation, molecular function: nucleic acid binding.
ACUCUCCCUUGAUUGCAGUUCAGUCAACUCACCUGCUCCAAGCCUCACUCCUGCCAUCCAUUAACUCAUCAACCCAGCAGUAUAUCAACCCCAGUCUUCAGCCACUCGUCGCUAGAUCGUGUACUCAGCUACAGUGGAUUCCUGGCAUCCUGUCCACCCGCUACCCACCUCACCCUCGGCCUCCACGAGCCGGAUGUUCUCCGUCCCCUUUCCCUGGAAACCCCUUCAAUAAACCUCGUACCUAUUGCUCCAAGUUUGUGUCCUGCGUUUGGGUCCUUCCCUUGUUGCACGCGUGACAGAACGAUCUAGCCACCAUGGGCCCUGAGGACUAUGACGUUUUGAAGACUGCAAUCUCCAACCAGGGACAGCGUUUGGGUUAUCAGGAGCACACGCUGCAAACCGUUGUGGAUCAGUCGAGGGACAUCACCUCCACACUGGCAACGCUCUGUUUCCAACAGACCCAAGCUGUGGCAGCAACCUCUGCUCAGCAACCAGUAGCUGCCCAACAAGCUCCUCAUGCCUCUCCAGUUUCUGAGCCUCACAUCCCACCCCAUCCAAGUAUUCUGGUGACCCCAACACCUGCCUGUGUGCUCGUGGAAAGUCCUCUCACCGCCCACCUGCUGGUCUGCUCCGCCCCUUGCCCAUUCCCAGCCGUCCAUGGUCCCACAUUGCCCUCGAUUUCGUCACGGGUUUACCCCUGUCCCAAGGUGUGGAGAGCAUUCUGCCGAGCUCUUGCCGCCACGGUGAGCCUCUCCUCUGAUUUCCACCCCAGACUAACGGCCAGACCGAGCGCGCCAAUCAGGAUCUGGAAGCAGCUUUUCGCUGUGUCACCGCCAGGAAUCCCUCCUCCUGGAGCUCCCAACUCGCCUGGAUUGAGUAUGCCCACAACUCUGUCCAGCGCUGCAACCGCUAAGUAGGUGAUGAUUACCUGAUUGGCUGGCCUAUCAGGAGGAAGGGCCUUCAUUAAAGGAGGACCAGGAAGAGCUGGCCUGCUCUCUUCAGCCUGCUCUCUUCAGCCUGAUUCGUGGUCGAAUGCUGACGUCCUUGACCAAGCAAAUUAUAUACUAUUCUAUGUGUGAAAAUAUCAAUAUAUAACAUGUGUGGUGUGAGGUUGUUGAUUCAGGUAAGUUGGGGUACCCUGUACAUUUUUCAUCCACGUAGAGACUUCUUUGUUAGAAACACUAGUUUAGCAGGUUGUUUCCACCUCUGUAUAUGUUUUACACCACUUGUUAUUCGAUCAGUUAGUGAGCGCUUUUGUUUGUGUUUUGUUUGAAAGGACAGUAGUAGUCAGGCCCUGUUUUGUUAUAUUUAUUUUGUUUGGCUCAACCAGUUGGUCCCUUCCUCACCCUUACUUUAGAGAGUUCAUUGGAACCAGUUUAUUUUUGCAAUAAACAAUUAUACA